Molecule: messenger RNA, 2662 nt
Organism: Pygocentrus nattereri (red-bellied piranha)
Lineage: Eukaryota; Metazoa; Chordata; Actinopteri; Characiformes; Serrasalmidae
Product: macrophage mannose receptor 1-like
Exons: 6
Coding region: 89-1255 (388 amino acids)
Source: RefSeq, a predicted model, not a curated record
AUUCUAAGUGGACAGAGAGACACAGAGGUAGAAAGUGAAGAGAAGCAAACCAAAGAGCAAGAAGAGUGGAAAACGAAGGAAUCCAGAAAUGGAGAAGAAAUGGGUUUCUGUCCUCUUCCUCAUCUCAGCUGUCUGUGGUGUAUCUGCAUAUGUUCCUCAUCGGUAUCACUUUGUGAAUGAGAGUAAAAACUGGACUGAAGCUCAGAGCUACUGCAGACAGAACUACACUGAUCUGGCCACCAUCAGUAAAAUGGAGGAGAUGAAGAAGCUGAAUGCUACUCUGAAUGAGAAAGCUAGAAGCUUUGUUUGGAUCGGUCUGGACAGAGGGGACACUGGGAAAUGGCUCUGGUCUCUAGCAGAUGAAAGUUUCUAUAAGGGGGAAGACACUUACCGAAACUGGAACAGUGGAGAGCCAAACAAUUUAGGGCGAAAUCAAUACUGCGUUGCAAUGAAUAAAGAACCUGGAACGAUUAAUAACGGAACCUGGACUGAUGAAGAAUGUGAUAAACAAUAUACUUUUGUGUGUUUUGACAAAAACAAGACGAACACUGAUAGAUACAUAUUGAUUAAUGAGACAAAGAGUUGGAGUAAGGCUCAGAGCUACUGCAGAGAAAAUUACACAGAUCUGACCAGUGUGAGGAACCAGACGGAGAACCAACAAAUCUGGAAUUUUGCUAAAUAUUCAAUCAGUUCGUGUGUUUGGAUCGGCCUGUUCAACGACUCCUGGAAGUGGUCAGAUCAGAGUGACUCCUCUUUCAGAUUCUGGACGUCUGGCCAGCCAGAUAAUCAGGGUGGAAAUGAGAAGUGUACUCUAGUGUCUAUGACUGACCAGGGUCAAUGGCAUGAUGUGGGCUGUGGAACAACAAACCCAUUCAUCUGCCUUCAGAAUCAGCUGAUCUUGAUCAAGCAGUAUCUGACCUGGAGAGAAGCUCUGAGAUACUGCAAAGAUAAUCAUGUGGAUCUGGUCUCAGUUCACUCUGAGGAGAUCCAGCUCUGGGUGAAGGAGGUGGCGCAGAACGCCUCCACUGAACAUGUGUGGCUGGGUCUGCGUCACACCUGCACCCUCAGCUUCUGGUUCUGGAUGAGUGGAGAGUCUGUCUGCUACCAGAACUGGGCUCCAGGUAACGGGACAGGAGGAGAAGACUGCAGCCCUGUAGAGAGAACCGGAGCGGUGCAGGCUAGAGGAGGUCAGCAGUGGGUCAGCCUGCCUGAGGACCACAAACUCAACUUCAUCUGCCUCAGCUAUGAAAAUUGAAGCCAGGGGUGCUCCCUCGUCUGUACCCAACAUCAGCAGAUCUACAGUUUUAUACCCUUUAUAUCUUUUCCUUAGUUGUGAGAGUUUUGUUGUUAUACAUGUGUAGUGGACACCACCUUGAUUCAUCUGAAAACCCAGUUUGUUCACCAGAAUUCUCUUCCAAAAGCUAAUAGUUUUGGCUUCAAAGAUUCUUGGUUAGUGCCAUAAAAUUGGAUUAAUAAUACUCUACAGCUCAUGUCAAGUACCAGGCCCUGACCCCCCGUGGGGCCUGUCUCCAAUCACUAAUACAAUGGAGAAAUAAACGACUCUCCCUGGAGACAGCAGUGUGGCUCUAAACCACAACCUUUUGAGUAACAGAAAGUCACAUUUCUAGGACUUAAAUCCAGUUCAAAUGGUGUUCACUCAUCCUUGUUCAUCACUACAAAGUUGUGUGAUUUAUUAUGAAUCUGUUGAUUAUACGAUUUAAUUGAUAUUCCACAUGGAUCUAAAGCUGCAGCAAGUGGAUGGUAUGACACACGCCAAACCGUCAUGAAGCCAUUCCAUCACGGAUCGAAAGAACUAUUUUACACGUCUGCACGAUGUUUAAAAUGUCCUAUUUUUAUGUACAGAAUUUUACUUUUAUAGUUCUUAGUUAUUUCUCUAAAUGCGUGCCCCUUUUAUCAGUAGAUGCUAGGAGGUUUAACAAGGUUUGUCACCUUAAUCUUCCCCAUAUAAUCAUGUUCUUGUAGGAAACCUUAGAGAUUAAGAAGUAUGUAAUCUGAAUAUAUAUUUUCUUUCAUUUGUGGUUCUUUUUGUUAGUUAACAAGUGCAGUGUGGUUGAGUUACAUGUAGCCAACAACACUUGGAUACUACUCUGUGGUGCAUUUUAUAGAUACACAUACAUGUAUACAUAUGUCCAGUCAUAUGUUCACACAAUUUAGGCUUCCCUUAUCUUCAUGCUUCAAAGUGUCCAAGUUGCCCCUCCCCCAAGGAGUGCCUUAAGCCCUAGUGGUCAAUACCAUUCCAGUGAUUCAUUACAUUAUCUAGGCUUUGUAUGUUUCUUCAUCAAUCAACUAUAUUGUUGAAAAUGAUUUCAAUCUUGUUUGAUUCCUUAUGAUUUAAGUAUCCUUACUGUGAAUGUAAUUCCUUCCUGUGUUCUGUUUGUGAUUGAUGACUUUUAGACUGUGAGGUCAAAGUAAAAGUAAAAUAAUGAAAUGGCUCGUUUCCUCUACUUACAAUCACGAUUUUUUAACGUGGUUCUGUUUGUUUGGUGUGCAGACUAUCUUUUUUUUUAUCCGUACAGGUUACAGUGGGCCUUAUUCCUGAACUACAUUCAGAAUGCAAUAAAAUUUGAGCAUCUUUGGUAAAAUAACAUUUAGUGUGAAUUGUAUGUAUUUGUACCUUCUGUAUCUGUAUCUUCUUUUGAGG